GCAGCGCAGAUGUCUUGCAGGAAUUUACGCAAUCAAGUUAUCUCAUUCUGAAUGACGAUCAAGCUUCAAGCCCUGUCAGCGCAGCCCUGCCGCAACCAAGGUCAUCGGAGGGGACUGGAACCGAUAGACAGGAUGGGAGAACUCCGCGAGAUCUUCGUGAUCAGAGCGCGCUGCAUGGCUGUGCAUAGAGCGACAGCCUAAAAGCAGCAGGUGAUGCUCCUACGAUGUUGGGGACGAGCGACCAGCACCCCGAGUCUCAGUUCUCAGCAACGCUGAUCGCACCAUGCUUGCGAACAUGCAUCGCCGCCCAAAUAUCAAUCGAUCUGUUCCCACUGCGCCUGAUUCAAAACCCGAACGACCCGACAGAAAACAUGGAGAGGACCGUAAGAGGAGUUCACCCAGCAGGCUGGGGAGAGAUGCUCUACUACCAGUAGCCGCAACUUGAAGGACCGGAGAAGGAUUGGUGUCACGUGGUAAUCACGUUGCUGUACUCUUCGCAUUUGGCACUUUGCCGACCAAAACCAUCUUCAUACGCAUCCGAUGAUGCCCGUCGCAGACACCGAAAUCAUUUUCCUCGGGACCGGAACGAGCAGCUCUCUUCCUCACAUCGCAUGCAUAACUGCCCAAGCCAUCCCGGGAUCGUCCGAAGACCCACCCUGCAGAACGUGUCUGAGCACCAUAGACGGAAGCAUAGAGGGAAAGAAGAACAUCCGCCGUAACACGAGCAUCGUCGCUCGUCUACCUGGAGAUGUAACAAUUCUCAUAGACUGCGGCAAGACUUUCCAAGCGGCUGCCUUGGAAUGGUUUCCAAAAUACAAAUUACGUAAGAUCGAUGCUGUGCUUAUCACGCAUGCGCACGCCGACGCAAUCAACGGUUUGGAUGAUCUUCGAGCUUGGACACUGAAUAACAGGAUCCAACCGCACAUUGAUCUCUAUGCUUCAGCGGAUACUUAUAAAGAUAUUAAGAAGACAUUCCCGUAUCUAGUUUCGAAAGAAUUCGCGUCUGGGGGAGGCGAUGUCCCAGAUUUUGUGUGGCAUGUGUGCAUCGAAGACGGAAAACCAUUUGAAAUUCAAGACAAGCCUGUGACCGUGACUCCAUUCUUGGUCAACCACGGUCGGCUGUUUGUCAAGCCGGUAUUAGACGCAGUUGCUGGACUGUCCAUACAUGAUUCACAAGCGCCGCCGGAGGUUAUCAUACCGUACAUGUGCUUCGCAUUCCGGAUCGGGGACGAGUUUGUUUACAUCUCAGACUGCGCGGCCAUCCCAGACAAAGCCUGGGACUCGCUCCGCCUCAGCAGCGAUAAGCAGAUUCCGGUCUGUAUACUCGAUUGCCUGCAUCUGGAGCCGCAUUCGUCGCACUUUGGGCUGAAAGGCUGCGUCGAUGCCGCGAGGAAAAUCGGGGCCCAGCGGACUUACAUGCUAGGUUUCUCGCACGAUGUUGCGCAUGACGAGUAUGAGGCGAUCGGGCGAGUCAUUGGCGGGGCGGAGCCUCCCGCAGAUCCGACGGAAAACGUGCGGGUGGGCAUUGGCAUGGUCGCAAGCUCAGAGCAUAUUUGGAUACGGCCGGCUCAUGACGGUCUCCGAAUUAGCAUUUCGGGCGACUCUGUUACAGACGAUACAUAUUAGUAGAGAUCAUAGAUGUCUUGCACAAGGAAGGAUGCGUCAGGCCGGCAGCUAGCGCUCAACUUCCAUGAUAAAUCGCUGACAAGGCAAACAUUGAUAGAUAUCUGGAUCCGCAGCAUUAUCACUUUUGCGACCAAUGGCUGACCGAGAGAGGGAACGGCGGGACGCGUGGUCUCGAGUCACGAGCAGCAUCGAGCUAAGCCCGUCCAUAAAGGACCAGAUGUGAAUGGAACUCGAAUCAAUUUGCGCCGACAUUCUCAACAUGGACACCGCCGCAUUCGAGAAAGCUAACAAGAUUUAUGCUGCAGGAUUUCAGGAGCCAGAUUUACGUCGAGUGUUCAAAGAUGUCAUCGUUGGUAGGGCCCAUUUGCUCCAGAUCCUGCCUCACAAGCCUCAAAUUAUGUCAGUAACGUGUAUGGAUCCACGAAUCCAACCGUACGAGCAGUUGGGACUCAAAUCAGGCGAGGCCAUCACCAUUCGCAAUGCAGGAGGCUCAGCGAGAGAAGCCGUGCGUAGCAUCGUCGUUGCCCAACACUUUGUCGGUUCCAGGGGGGAGAUCGCAGUCUUCCACCACACAGACUGCGGUAUGUCACGAACAACGUCGCAGGAAUUGCGCGUGUCAGUGAAGAAGGCCAAUCCCGGAAGAGAAGACGUCGCGAAUGUAGUCGACGGUAUGGAUUUCUACCACAUCACUCAUAUCGAAGAUUCGGUGAAAGAGGAUGUCAAGUUCCUUGGGGCCAAUCCGCUGGUCAUCAGGGGAACCAGAGUUUCCGGUUGGGUGUACGAUGUCGAGACGGGCAAAAUUCGCAAGAUUUUGAGCUCAGUCGCGGGAGAGGUCUAGAGUCGAAAGUUGGUCGUCCUCAGGUUAGAAGUACAUAUAGACUUGGAGUGAUCGGAUCAGUCGAUCGAUUCGAUUCUUGUCUCUUGAUCUCGAACGAUGACUAUGAGCGAAUCGGACCCUGCCCAACUGGCCAAACUCGCUGCGCUGUCCCCGCCGACAGAAUCUGAACAACCUGUCAUUGCUGUGGAUCUCGAUGACGUCUUGAGUGAAACCAAUACUGUGGUGGCAACUUGGCACAAUGAGAGCUACGGCACGGACAUGGAUCUUUCUAAAUUCUACUAUUUCUAUUGCUGGAAGAACCCUUUUUGGGGCACUCCCGAAGUGACAUUCGAGAAGUUCAAACAAUUCUAUUCGACCGGCGUGUUAUUCAGCGCCCAUCCUAUACCUGGCGCACGGGAGGGUAUCCAGGCGUUGAAGGAUCUGGGAUACAAAUUGGUCAUCGUUACUGCGAGAUCUGCGGAUGUCGCCGACGCCAGCUACGAGUGGGUUGAGAAGUAUUUUCCUGGUCAAUUUUCUAAUAUCGUCUUCACUGGACAGUUCAGUGACGCGAGCAAGCUACAUCGCAAAGAAAUUUUAACCCAUCUUACAAAAGGACAGAUUUGCGCCAGCCUUAAGGCCCAAGUCUUGAUUGACGACUCGGCGGAGAACGCAUUACAAGUUUCGACUGCUGAAACGGCUACACGCGUCCUUUUAUUCGGGGACUAUGAAUGGAACAAGAGGAUAUCGCUCACUGGAAAUGCUUCAGACCACAUGUCGUUCGACGAACGCUUGGCUGCAUGCGACGGCCGUGAAUUCUGGAAAGACGAAACUCUUGAAGUCCCCGACGGAGCCCCGCUUGAGCGCGCAAAGGACUGGAGCGAAGUCAUAAGAUGGGUUAAGCGGGCAAAAGAGGAAGGCAGAAUUGAGUAGAUAAGAUUAGAUAUACCCCAACCGGGGGACGGUGACUGUGACUAUCUUUCGUCAUAAGGUUGUGGCAGUGUUGAGGCUUCGGACCGCAAUCACAUGCAACUCGUUUGUAUCUUACUCUGAACGGUUGGCCAUCUUGGUCCCAUGUCUACGUCCACUCUCAGAACGCAGCAGCUACGGGACUUGGCUGCACGCCUGGGCAAGGGAUACGGAUCCCAUCGGCCUGCCAUCCAACGCAUCCUGAAUGCGGGGUUUGCUCUGUAUAUCAUCGCCUGGACGUAUCGGAGCCUGUCAGGUUCCGGUGGUGGAUCGAGAAAGGCUAAGGGGAAGGGAAGAGGGAAGGGAACUGGGAAAGAUGGGCCUGCGAAAGCACCUCGCGUUGCGGUCGACGCCGUCUUCUAUCAGCGGCUCUCCCGAAUACUAAGGAUAGUGAUACCGGGAAUGGCGAGCAAAGAGGCGCUCUUUCUUGUCAUGCACUCUAGCCUCCUCGUCUUUCGCACAGUGCUCAGCAUCUAUGUCGCGCACCUCGAUGGCGUGAUCGUGGCCAGUCUCGUUCGCGGCCAGACGCGUCAGUUCUUUUACAACAUCAUCCGUUGGCUGCUUGUGGCCAUCCCAGCCACGUGGACUAAUUCGUGGCUGAACUUCGUCCAAAGCAAGCUCGCGCUUGCCUACCGGAGCAAAUUGACUAAUGCAGUCUUGGGGGAGUACCUCGGGAAGGGUGCGGAGGGUGCGGAUGGUAAAGUGUACUACAAACUAUCUAAUCUCGAUGACCGUGUCGUCAACGCAGACCAGAUGAUAACGAAUGAUAUUCAGAAGUUCUCCGCGCAUCUGGCUGCGAUCUACUCUAACCUGGCUAAGCCGGUCCUCGACAUGAUCCUGUACAACUACCAGCUAUCCCAGAACGUAGGCGCUGAAGGACUGCUUGGUCUGACUCUGCUAGUUCAGUCGACGGCUGCCUUACUGCGUUACCUGACACCACCUUUCGGCGCAUAUGCAGCCAGUUCAGCCGAGCUCUCUGGGUCUUUGAGACACACUCAUUCAAGGCUCGUUGAAUUUGCGGAGGAGGUUGCGUUCAUGCGAGGCGAGGAGACCGAGAAGCUGCUGAUCGAGAGGGAAUACGCGAAUCUCAUCAAACACGAGAACCAUGUGCUCAAUCGCCGGUGGUGGUUCAGCAUUCUUGAAGAGGGCAUCAUCAAAUGGUUGUGGGGCAGUUUCGGACUGGUUCUCUGUGCGAUUCCGGUCUUCGUGAAGCUCCCUGGGAUCUCGCUUGUCGAUCUCGGAGGGAGAACUGAAGGAUUCGUCACGAACAGACGUCUGCUUUUGUCCUCUUCCGAUGCGUUCGGGCGCGUGAUGACGUCUUACAAGGACCUGUCUGAGCUGGCUGGCUACACUGCUCGUGUAUCGCUCCUGCUCGACACGAUGCAGGAUGUCAAGGAGGGGAAGUUCAACAAAGGGCUGAUUGCGAGCGCCGCGGAGGGCGAGAAUGCGGAAAUUUUGAAGGGACGAGGACAAGUUGUCGACUCUGAACACAAUAUCGAGUUCGAGAACGUGCCCAUUGUUACCCCGAACGGCGAUGUUCUCGUCAAGAGCCUGAGUUUCCACGUCAAACCCGGGGUGAGUACGACCCUCGUAAUGCAGCGCAUCAUCGAUAACAUUUAUGCAGCAACAUUUACUAAUCGUGGGCCCGAACGGUACCUGUCUUUCUCGCCAGAUGUAGCCGUGUUUUAUAACUAUGUUGCAGGCUGCGGAAAGUCAUCACUAUUCCGCAUUCUGGGCGGACUGUGGCCAGUGUACGGCGGAAUCGUCCGCAAACCACCGGCGUCUGAAUUCAUCCUGAUACCGCAGCGACCGUAUCUCACUUUGGGAACGCUGAGGGAUCAACUGAUCUAUCCUCACUCGAAAGCUGACAUGGAUGCCCGCGGAAUCACUGACGCGGACCUCUUCAAGAUUAUAUCGGUAGUCAAUAUGGACAGCAUCGUAGAACGCGAGGGGGGCUGGGAUGCCACGAAAGAAUGGCGAGAUGCUCUUAGCGGCGGGGACAAGCAGAAGAUGGCAUGGGCCCGACUGUUCUAUCACAAUCCCAAGUACGCGAUCCUCGACGAAGCCACUUCUCUUGUCCCAGAAGAGAUGGAGGGCAAGAUGAUGCAACAUGCCACUAGAUUGGGCAUCACUCUGUUGACCGUGUCGCACCGGCCAUCGCUCUGGAAGUACCACAGUCUUAUCUUGAGCUACGAUGGAAUGGGUGGCUAUGUCUUCACCAAGCUCGACGCCGAGAAGAGGUUGGCCCUUCAAGAAGAGAAACAAGCAUUGGAGGCUAAACUCCUCGAGAUUCCCAAGCUGGCCGCCAGAUUAGAGGAGUUGAAGAAAUUAGCUGAAAAUCGUUAGUCGGUACUUGGUGGUGUUGACGGAGUCCGGACCGGAUGUACCGGCGGGUCUCUUUUGUAGCUUAUGUCGCUGUAUAUGACGUGAUGACUCGGCUCCGGCACCUUUCCCUUGGAAUCACCUGCCGCGGCACUUUGUACUAUCUCUCUCUCUUCGUUCACGAUCCGACAUGCAUUUCUUUUCCCAGUCAUACAACUACGAACAUUCUUGGUCCCACGUCGUCCUCGGGAUGUGGCACAAAUACCCCAAUCCCAAAUGCACACACGUUAUCAGCAUAGACGUUGUGGAUCGGACGGUAGACCCGCAGACGGGCAUUAUUCGCACAGAGCGCAUCCUCGGUUGCAAACAGAAGGCUCCGGGGUGGAUCGUCAAGCUCUUCGGUGGCUCUGAAGACGCAUACGUCCGCGAGAUAAUAUUCGUCGACCCCGUCCAACAAAACGCCUCUAUCACAUCCGUCAACCUCUCCCUCUCCCAAUUCGCGACAUGUUUCGAGCGAAUAGAAUAUGCUCCCACACACGAUAACCGGACCACAUUCACGCAGACGGCAGAGAUCCAAGCACGAAUGGCGCUAUGGCGAAGUGCUUCUGACGGGCUUGAGCAGUGGCUCGUUCAGCGAUUUGAGCAGAACGCCCAUCUCGGAAAGCUCGGGUUUACAGACGUCCUGCGGGCAUUAGAGGAGCGACAGAUGGCGACGAGUCCGGCUUAGAGGCUGGGCGCGGGAUUCGUAGUUUGAUUGAUACACUCUAUUUUUUUAGAGCGGGCGUAGACGCGUAGGCACCCAAAAGUAUGCACCGCUGUAUUUCUAACAUUCGUGUACCUUAUGUCGGUAGAGGAUAAUUGCACUGUAGACCGAGGCAAUGAACGUUUUGACGCC
Molecule: messenger RNA, 6626 nt
Organism: Mycena citricolor
Lineage: Eukaryota; Fungi; Basidiomycota; Agaricomycetes; Agaricales; Mycenaceae
Source: the annotation of a GenBank genome assembly